This is a messenger RNA of Lacerta agilis (Sand lizard), 1569 nucleotides long. RefSeq names its product distal-less homeobox 6 (gene DLX6). The record is from RefSeq and is a predicted model, not a curated record. Gene Ontology annotation, biological process: embryo development; regulation of transcription by RNA polymerase II; cell differentiation. Lineage: Eukaryota; Metazoa; Chordata; Lepidosauria; Squamata; Lacertidae. Bases 170 to 1132 code for a protein of 320 amino acids. The transcript has 4 exons. Gene Ontology annotation, molecular function: DNA-binding transcription factor activity, RNA polymerase II-specific; RNA polymerase II cis-regulatory region sequence-specific DNA binding.
GCGCGCGGUGGGGGGGGGGAAUAGCGCGCGAGCCCCGUCGCUAAUUCCCGCCCGGCGCAGGCUAAUAGGCUCCCUCGAAGGUGGCGGGAGCGCGAGGGGGGCGACGACGACGACGACGACGACGCCGAGUAGCCGGGCUGAGGCGCUCGUCGCUGGCUGCCCAACUUGGAUGAUGACCAUGACUACGAUGGCUGACGGGCUGGAGGCGCCGGACUCGUCCAAAUCCGCCUUCAUGGAGUUCGGGCAGCAGCAGCAGCAGCAGCCGCCUCCGCCUCCGGCGCCUCAGCAGCCGCCUCAGCCGCCACCGCCUCAGCCGCCGCCUCCUCCAGGGGCUCAGCAGCAGCAGAGCUCGCCGGCGGCGGCCAUGGCGGGCGCGCACUACCCGCUGCACUGCCUGCACUCGGCGGCGCCCGCCUCGCACUCGCACCCGCACCACCAGCACCCGCACCACCAUCACCACCACCACCACCACCACGCCGCGCCCUACCCAACCGGCCCCGCCGCCGCCGCCGCCAACUCGUACAGCCACCGCUCGCUGGCCGCCGCAGCCGCCGCCGCCGCAGCCUACCCCUACGUGAGCCACGCGCAGCACAGCCCCUACCUGCAGCCCUACCACGCCGGCGGCGGCGGAGGAGGAGGCGGAGGAGGAGGAGGCGCGGGCGGGACGGCGAGGCCGGACGACGCAGAUCAACAGAAAACCACAGUUAUCGAGAACGGGGAGAUAAGAUUUAAUGGGAAAGGGAAGAAGAUCCGGAAGCCUCGAACCAUUUACUCGAGUCUCCAGCUGCAGGCUUUAAACCACCGCUUCCAGCAGACCCAGUACCUGGCGCUUCCCGAGAGAGCAGAGCUGGCAGCAUCAUUAGGACUAACUCAGACACAGGUGAAGAUCUGGUUCCAGAACAAGCGCUCCAAGUUCAAGAAACUGCUCAAACAAGGCGGCAACCCUCACGAGAGCGACCCCCUGCCGGGCUCUGCCACCCUGUCUCCGCGGUCUCCAGGUUUGCCUCCUGUCUGGGACGUUUCAGCCUCUGCCAAAGGAGUCAACAUGCCUCCCAAUAGCUACAUGCCUGGUUAUUCUCACUGGUACUCUUCUCCACAUCAAGACACAAUGCAGAGACCACAAAUGAUGUGAACGGGGCCAAGAGAAACAGCUCGCCGGAGGAGCCGCUGUCUCCAGCGCGGCCUUGCCAAGCUGGGCGGGGGUGGGGGGGAGCAGCGCAGCUCGCGGGGCUCUGGGUGAAUCUGGAGUGUGUGGCAAAGGAAGACAGAUUUGGGGCGGCUUCGCCUUCGCCUUCUCUUUAAACCUCAGCGAUUGAUCUUGAGCAGAAAGAGACCAUUUGCGUCCUGGCCCACGUCAGAUGCUCCUCUUUGGGAUAUUUCCUUUGGGACUCGGAGGCACCAAACCUCUCUGGGAGUACAAGUCGAAAAGCAAAAAUUUUUUACAGACUUUUCCCACCAAGUCCACGCAGCAACUUUAAAACAACAGCACAAAACAAAAAUAACAAAACUUAUUCAAUGAAAAAGAAGCGAUCCUAUUUUUAUUCACUAAACCGAGAUUGACAACAACAA